CGCGGAGCGCGGAGCCCGGGUCCCGAGGCGCCGGGCGCUCCUCCCCCCACGCUCCCCCUCCCGCCGCGGCUCGUCCCGCCGCCGCCGCUUCUCGCCGUCAAGCGCGGCGUCGGCAAGAUGGCGGCGCCCAGGCCGCCGCCCGCCCGGCUGUCCGGCGUCAUGGUGCCCGCGCCCAUCCAGGACCUGGAGGCCCUCCGCGCGCUGACGGCGCUCUUCAAGGAGCAGCGGAAUCGGGAAACCGCACCCAGGACUAUCUUCCAGAGAGUCCUGGGUAUCUUAAAGAAGUCCUCCCACGCCGUGGAGCUGGCCUGCAGGGACCCGUCGCAGGUGGAGCACCUGGCUUCCAGUCUGCAGCUGAUCACAGAGUGCUUCCGGUGCCUCCGCAAUGCUUGCAUCGAGUGUCCUGGGAACCAGAACGCCAUCAGGAACUUGGAUACAGUCGGCAUAGCCGUGGAUUUGAUUCUUCUGUUCCGGGAACUGCGAGCGGAACAGGAGGCGCUGCUGACAGCCUUUCGCUGUGGCCUGCAGUUUUUGGGCAACAUCGCCUCGCGGAACGAGGACUCCCAGGCCGCCGUCUGGGUGCACGCCUUCCCGGAACUCUUUCUGUCUUGCUUAAAUCAUCCAGACAAAAAAAUCGUUUCCUACUCGUCAAUGAUCUUGUUCACAUCCCUCAAUUCUGGAAGAAUGAAAGAACUGGAAGAAAACCUCAACAUUGCGAUCGACGUCGUGAACGCUCACCAAAAGCAGCCUGAGUCGGAGUGGCCGUUCUUGAUUAUUACGGACCAUUUUCUGAAAAGCCCGGAAUUGGUCAAAGCCAUGCACGCCAAAAUGAGCAAUCAAGAAAGGGUGACGUUGCUGGACGUUAUGAUUGCCAAAAUAGCGGGCGAGGAGCCCCUGAGCAAGGACGACGUGCCCGUGUUUCUGAGCCACGCCGAGCUGAUCGCAGGCGCCUUCGUGGCGCAGUGCAAGACGGUGCUGAACUUGGCCUCCGAGCAGCGUGACGAUGAGGAGGCGCUGGCCACGAUCAGGCUCCUGGACGUCCUGUGUGAGAUGACGGCGAGCACGGACCUGCUCGGCCACCUGCAGGGCCACCCCGGCCUGCUGGAGAGGGGCAUCGAGCUUUUACGGCUGGUCCACGCAGCCGGCAGAGACGGCGCGAACAUCUUCAGCUCCUCGGGCCGCGUGAGAGCGGGAGGCGACGUCUCCGGCGUGGCCGAGGGCUUCAAGUCCCACCUCAUCCGCCUGAUCGGGAACAUGUGCUACCGGAACAAAGACAACCAGGACAAGGUGGGGUGCCUCCUCCCGAGGGUCACACAUGCGCGACUUCACUGACAGUGUCGUGUGUUUAGAAUUGGAGUCUGUUCGCUGUUUUGCAGUGAAACCUUAAAGUGCUUAGACAGGCACUUGAGAUGUGUGUGUGUGUGAGAAGCGUGUGUGUACGUGUGCCUGUGCCCGCAGGGGAGCACCAGGCGCCGUGCUUGUCUGUGUCAAUGUUUGCAGUUUUGUGAUUUGCAUCGUUUGUCCUUAGCGUGUCUGAGUCAGUCUCCUGUCCUGUGAGUGGUCAGUCUUGGUCCUAAGCUUCUGCCCUCACACACUCUCAUGCGUCACGUAGAGGACAGUCAGUGAAAACGGGUAUUUGAAAAGCUUAGAAAUUGUCAAACACCUAGUCGACACUUCAUACACAGUAGUUAUUGUUGAUAUUACGGGCAUCAUCUU
Messenger RNA from Phyllostomus discolor (pale spear-nosed bat), 1716 nucleotides. Its product is annotated as ataxin-10-like. The record is from RefSeq and is a predicted model, not a curated record. The transcript has 9 exons. Gene Ontology annotation, biological process: neuron projection development. Gene Ontology annotation, cellular component: cytosol. Lineage: Eukaryota; Metazoa; Chordata; Mammalia; Chiroptera; Phyllostomidae. Bases 118 to 1332 code for a protein of 404 amino acids.